Molecule: messenger RNA, 1320 nt
Organism: Cavia porcellus (domestic guinea pig)
Lineage: Eukaryota; Metazoa; Chordata; Mammalia; Rodentia; Caviidae
Gene: Urod
Product: uroporphyrinogen decarboxylase
Exons: 10
Coding region: 119-1120 (333 amino acids)
Biological process (GO): heme biosynthetic process
Cellular component (GO): cytosol
Molecular function (GO): uroporphyrinogen decarboxylase activity
Source: RefSeq, a predicted model, not a curated record
GGCGACAGGUCACGUGGCUUAAACUCCGCGCCGCUGAGGCCUGAUGGGGCGGAGCCUGCACCGGAGGCGGUGCAAACAUAGGUUACAGUGAGGAUUGUACUUGCAGUGACUGCUUGCCAUGGAGGCAAAUGGAAAGGGACCCCAGAGUUUCCCAGAGCUGAAGAAUGACACGUUCCUGCGAGCAGCCUGGGGAGAGGAAACCGACUAUACUCCCGUUUGGUGUAUGCGGCAGGCCGGUCGCUACUUACCAGAAUUUAGGAAAACCAGGGCUGCCCAGGACUUUUUCAGCACCUGUCGCUCUCCAGAGGCCUGUUGUGAACUGACUCUGCAGCCACUUCGUCGCUUCCCUCUGGAUGCUGCCAUCAUUUUCUCCGACAUCCUUGUUGUACCCCAGGCACUGGGGAUGGAAGUGACCAUGAUACCUGGCAAAGGACCCACCUUCCCAGAGCCACUAAGAGAAGAACGGGAUCUGGAGCGUCUUAGGGAUCCAGCAGCAGUAGCCUCUGAGCUGGGCUAUGUGUUCCAGGCCAUCACUCUCACCCGGCAACAGCUGGCUGGACGUGUGCCACUGAUUGGCUUUGCGGGUGCCCCAUGGACCCUGAUGACAUACAUGAUUGAGGGUGGCAGCUCAAGCACCAUGGCUCAGGCCAAGCGGUGGCUCUACCAAAGACCUCAGGCCAGUCACCAGCUGCUUCGCAUACUCACUGAUGCCCUGGUCCCAUAUCUAAUAGGACAGGUGGUUGCUGGUGCCCAGGCAUUGCAGCUCUUUGAGUCCCACGCAGGACAUCUUGGCCCACAGCUUUUCAACAUGUUUGCACUGCCCUACAUCCGUGAUGUGGCCAAGCGAGUGAAAGCUGGGUUACAGGAGGCUGGCCUAGCACCAGUGCCCAUGAUCAUCUUUGCUAAGGAUGGGCAUUUUGCUCUGGAGGAGCUGGCUCAGUCUGGGUAUGAGGUGAUUGGGCUUGACUGGACAGUGGCCCCAAAGAAAGCCCGGGAGCUUGUGGGGAAGACGGUGACCUUACAGGGCAACCUGGACCCUUGUGCCCUGUAUGCAUCUGAGACAGUGCCCUGUUGGUCCUCAGGAGGAGAUAAGUCAGCUGGUGCAGCAGAUGCUGGAUGACUUUGGGCCACAACGCUACAUUGCCAACCUAGGCCAUGGACUUUAUCCUGACAUGGACCCAGAACAUGUAGGGGCCUUUGUGAAUGCUGUGCACAGAUAUUCACGCCUACUUCGAAAGAACUAAGCAUACAACUUUUCCUUCAAGUACUGCUAACACAGAAAGUGUUUCCAGGAGAAUAAAGUUCUAGAGUUGGAGUCUA